This is a messenger RNA of Pecten maximus, 3377 nucleotides long. RefSeq names its product 2',5'-phosphodiesterase 12-like. The coding region runs from base 20 to 1807 and encodes 595 amino acids. Gene Ontology annotation, biological process: nuclear-transcribed mRNA catabolic process, deadenylation-dependent decay. Gene Ontology annotation, molecular function: 3'-5'-RNA exonuclease activity. NCBI's taxonomy places the organism in Eukaryota, Metazoa, Mollusca, Bivalvia, Pectinida, Pectinidae. The transcript is spliced from 7 exons. Gene Ontology annotation, cellular component: mitochondrion. The record is from RefSeq and is a predicted model, not a curated record.
GUAAUGGUUGCUCCCUAUCAUGCAAUCCACUUGUCAUGCGGCUAAAAGGAUUUCAAGAUACUUUCACACAACAUUAGCAGGCAACUACUGGAAAAGAAUGGCACACUGUUAUGUCCGAUCUAUUCCCGAGGAAGAACGAUUAAAAAUUUCAUUUCAAUAUGGAAUUGAGUCUAAACCUCAGAGGAUGUUCAAUUUCGAGCGUCGAUUUGACGAAACUGUUGGCGAUCUCAUUAAUCGCCUUCAGGCAGGUAUCGAAAAGAAAUGCCUUAAGAAAAAGAAGAAAUCAGCUAGUGGAGCGAAUGAGGAACCACUUCUCCCACCUAUAUCUAUUUCUUUAGACGGAAUCGACUUCAAUAAGGAAGCGAUCAUCAGAGAUUCUAUGGUAAAUGGAAGCGUACUGAAAAUUGCCGAUUGCAAAUUUUCUGUUAUUGUAAACGCACCGACAAUUACGAAAAUAUCUCUUCCUGACUCAACUAUGGCUGACUUUCCUGUAAUUCCAUUGAUUGAUGCAGAAUUUCUUGAUUUAAAUGACUCAGAAUUUAUAUGGAGUAGGUUCAAAGGAAAUGAUACGAACUCGAAUAUACCAAAUUUCAGUGAAUGUGAAGAGGUUAGUCGUUCGUGUGUUUAUAACACAUCUGUUGACGAUAUCGGCUGGACACUCAUGUUGAAGUGUGUUCCUAAAAGAGGAUCAGUAUCAGGGAUAGAAGAGUCUGCGAUAAUGAAGAGUCCAAUAACCCCAGGACCAGGAAUUUGUCCAUUCCAAGCCAGACAUUUAUUUACAGAAUCUGUUACAGAACCACAUUGUAUCCGGGUGAUGAGUUAUAACAUUCUGGCUGACUUCUAUGCUGAUACUGACUACACCAGAGACAUCCUGUACAAUUACUGUGCACCCUAUGCCCUAAAGGGUGACUACCGCCGACCUCUUAUCAUGAAGGAGAUUUAUGGCUAUAACUGUGAUAUAAUGUGUUUACAAGAAGUGGACAGGAAAGGGUUUAAUUCCUAUCUGACAUCAGCACUAGAUUCUAUAGGAUUUACAGGGGUUUCACAGUGGAAAGGUGCUAAUGCUCCAGAAGGGGAGGCAAUCUUCUUCAGGAGAUCUAAAUUCAGCUUCGUAGCAGAACACAACAUUCUCUUGUCAGAACAGCUGAAGAACAACCCUGUGUAUGCUGAUAUGGCAGAAAAAAUCAGUGUAGACAGAGAGUUUACAACUUUGAUGGAGGGUCAUGGAGCUGUACUGCAGGUGUUAGUGGUGAGGAGCAUUGACGACCCAAAUCAGGUUAUAUGUGUGGCCAACACUCACCUGUACUUCCGUGCUGAUGCUGAUAGAGUAAGACUACUGCAGUGUGUUCUUUGUGUCAAACAUCUGGAGCAACUUAAAGCAACAUACAAAGAUCAGGGAAUGGAUUUGGCGAUUAUUUUCUGUGGAGACUUCAACAGCAGACCUGCACGUGGAGUUCAUCAGUUUAUUACCCAAGGUUUUGUACCCAGCGAUCUCUCGGACUGGAACGCUCCAGAUAAAGCAGAAGACGCUCACCUUACCAAUAUGGCGUUUUCUCACAGUCAGUCGCUGAUCAGUGCUUGUGGAUAUCCGAAAUACACAAACUAUGUUGGCAACUUCAAUGAAAUGUUGGAUUACAUUUUCAUAGACAGCAAAAAGUUUAGUGUUGAAAGAGUUGUCCCCCCUCCCGAGCAUGAGGAGGUUGUGUUACACACCGCCUUGCCUAGUGUUGUAUUUCCGUCGGACCAUAUAGCUCAAAUUUGUGAUAUUAAAUGGAUUCAAACUGACCAGGCCAUGAAAGUUGAUUGAAUCACCAUAGAAUCUGAUGUGGAGAAAAUGACCAAGGUCACUCUUCAUUGUAGUUUGCAAAAAACAAUCUUCCACCAAUUUCAACAUUAAAUUUGACCAUUUUUAUGAGUCAUUUGGUAGAAAACUAUUUUUCAGUGUUUGGUUUCAAAGGGAAUUUAAAAAAAAAAUGUUUUUAUAUUAUUAUCAGGUAGAUUAAAAUUUUACACACCAGGUUCAUCUACAGUUGUUCAAAAGGUGAUUAGCUUAAUCUCUUAAUGAAAAUCUCAUUUCUCCUUUUAUGUAUUCUUUGAAAUAGUAGGAGGACACUAAAGAGUGUCAUAUUUUCAGAAAAUUUUGUCGGGUUAGUUUACCAAAAAUGAUAUGUUUUUUCAGGAUUUAAAAUUGUUGUCAAACUGUGAUUUGCCUAAUAAUCUUUUGAAAACUGGGCCCUGAUCUAACAUAAUCUUUAUUAGAUUUGAUAUAUUUGAUAUAAAAAUGAUCAAUUCUACAUCUUUAAGAUUUUGCUUAAUUUCUACAACAUUAUUACUAGAUGGAUGGAUUAACAAUCCAACUUACCUAUAGAAUCUAUUUUAAGAAAAUAUCACCUAGGAUCAGUGAAUUAAAGAUACAGUAUAUAAGUCAGGUUAAAAUCUUGAGUAUGUGAAAAAACUGUCACCAAGAGUUUUCAUGUCCUAAAACAUUUUUUGUGUUAUUUUGCUAUCUGUGAUAAUAUAUUUCAUCUUUCAUAACAAACUUUAGACCUGUUGUUAUUUUCACCCUCUUGAAAUGGAGACUUAAGUAUAAAUGUAAAGAAAGUCUCCCAAUUUUCAUGCCAUUUUGUCGCCAUAUUGAUCUUCAUCACAAGGCUUCCAAUUUGUAAUGAAUUUGAUUUAAAAAUGCUAUUCUUUCAAAAGAACAUAUAGGGCAUUGGGUAGAAAUAAAGCACAUACUUAUUAAAGAAACACUGAGGUUAAAGGGACAUUCCUUCAUUUGAUUAAAGUUUAGGUCAUCAAAAUUAAACUUACUGGAAAAUACAUAUUUUUUCCAAGUAGUAAAAGUUAUAAUCUUUACAUUAAUAAGGCAGUUUUACUCUCAAGAUAAACCAAAGUUCUUCUAGUUUUAAAUUACUGCAAAGACAUACAGAAUUUGUAUACGAUAAACCUUUUUCUCGUACAUUUUGGGGUUAAUUUCAUUACAAGUAGGCACAGACACUCAUUUAAUCAUUGUUCAGACAUAGAUUUUAUCAGUAGAAAUUGUGCAUGUUUCUGACAUCUGAACGAAGGAUUGCCCCUUGAACCUAGGUAAAUGUAAAUAUCACAAUGAAAUCAGGCACUCUUCUGUAUUUCAAACUCAAACUAGUUAUACAUUUGUAUAUUCAUGUCAACCAGAAUUGGCUUUAUUAUUGUGAAAUUAUUUGAUCGAUUCAGUUUCGAUUUACUGAUUUGUCAAUUUUGUAACAAGAGAUUUAACAGAAACUUUAACGACCAUAUUGUCAACACUUGAUGUAAAGAUGAAUUUAUAGGUCUGUUCAUUUGAAAAUUUGGAAAAUAUGUGGAAUUGAAGAGGACCAAUAAAUGGUUUUUAACUCUGA